Messenger RNA from Anarrhichthys ocellatus (wolf-eel), 5922 nucleotides. It is a transcript of the gene grm1a, whose product is annotated as glutamate receptor, metabotropic 1a. The record is from RefSeq and is a predicted model, not a curated record. The transcript is spliced from 10 exons. Lineage: Eukaryota; Metazoa; Chordata; Actinopteri; Perciformes; Anarhichadidae. Gene Ontology annotation, biological process: G protein-coupled receptor signaling pathway. Bases 790 to 4302 code for a protein of 1170 amino acids. Gene Ontology annotation, molecular function: G protein-coupled receptor activity. Gene Ontology annotation, cellular component: membrane.
AUGCAAUAGACACAGAAGAAAGCCGCUUAAGAUAUGUUAUGUAUGAUGCAAAUAGGGCAAUGAAAAAGAUGGAUAGAUGGAGGUAAUAUAGUCUAUUAAGAAGAGUUUCGUGUUUUGCUGAAUGAUAUUAGCUUAUUCGUGUAUUAUUUUUGUUAGACUAGCAUUGUAUUAUUAUUAUCACUAGUAGUGCUGUAAUAGUAUCAACCAAUACUACCGUAGGCUGCACGGCAGAUGAAUAAAAUAAUGUACGGUGCGAUUGAAACAAAAAAAUAAACUAGGUUGUCUUAUCCAUUCUCAUGUCAAAUUCAAAUAGCAGUCGGAUACGGGGGGAUUGCUGUUUCUCGGCUUUAUUAGAAACUAGCUAGAGUCACAUCGUAAAGAAUGUGUUUAAGAGUAUGACUGGCGUCCAGGUAACAUCCCAUAGACGUCUUUGUAACGUGUUUGGAAAGCACACUGUCCACGGUGCUGAAAUCUGGUCUCUGCCCGAUUUUCUCAAUGGACAGCGAGCACAGCACUUUCAGCCUCUCCCGGUAAAUAGUACUGGCUAUUUGUAACAAAUAAGAUUGCUUGAGAAAUGUUAAAGUACGUGCUCCAUUCAGAACCAACCAGCUGCACGGUUGGGCAAUUCCCAGUGGACAGCAGUACUGUCCAGCUACUACUGCCCAAUGAUCAGGUGUGCGCGGAUAUGCCCCGGGUGUCGUGCUCACGGAUCGUGGUUGCUGGGAUGAACGUGGAUGUAUUGACAGACAGCAGAUAUAGUAUGCCUGCACAGUUGGAACGGCUCACGCGAUGUGGCACAAUAUGGCACGCGUAAAGAUGGGUCUCUUCGCUCUCCUGUGUCUCCCCACGUUUUUCUUCCGCGUCCUCGUGCUCUCUCACAGCAGCAGCAUAUAUGAGCGGUCGGUGGUCCCUCGCGCCCUGGUCCGCUCCGUGGCUCGUAUGGAUGGAGACGUGAUCAUCGGCGCACUCUUCUCCGUCCACCACCAGCCGUCGGCGGAGAAAGUAGCCGAGCGGAAAUGUGGGGACGUCCGCGAGCAGUACGGCAUCCAAAGGGUUGAGGCCAUGUUCCACACGUUGGACAGGAUCAACGCUGACCCGAACCUGCUUCCAAAUAUCAGUCUGGGCUGCGAGAUCCGAGACUCCUGCUGGCACUCUUCUGUGGCCCUGGAGCAAAGCAUCGAGUUCAUCCGGGACUCCCUCAUCUCCAUCCGUGAUGAUAAGGACGGGUCCAAAUGGUGCAUUGACGGUACCCCGUCCCACCAACCUCCACCCUCCAAGAAGCCCAUCGCAGGAGUGAUCGGACCGGGAUCCAGUUCUGUGGCCAUCCAGGUGCAGAACCUCCUGCAGCUCUUCAACAUCCCGCAGAUCGCUUACUCUGCCACCAGCAUCGACCUGAGUGACAAGACGCUGUUCAAGUACUUCCUGCGGGUCGUAGCCUCAGACACCCUCCAGGCCCGGGCCAUUCUGGACAUUGUCAAGCGGUACAACUGGACCUAUGUGUCCGCCGUGCACACUGAGGGAAACUAUGGCGAGAGUGGCAUGGAUGCCUUCAAAGAGCUGGCCUCUCAGGAAGGUUUAUGCAUUGCCCACUCGGACAAGAUCUACAGUAACGCGGGAGAGAAGCACUUCGAUCGCCUUUUAAGGAAACUACGGGAACGUCUACCCAAAGCCCGUGUAGUGGUGUGUUUCUGCGAGGGCAUGACUGUCCGAGGUCUCCUAAUGGCCAUGAGGAGACUGGGGGUGUUUGGGGAGUUCCUCCUUAUCGGCAGUGAUGGAUGGGCAGACCGUUACGAGGUUGUGGAGGGUUAUGAGCAAGAAGCAGAGGGAGGAAUCACCAUGAAGCUGCAAUCAGAGUUGGUCAAGACCUUCGAUGAGUACUAUUUGAAGUUGCGUCUGGACACCAACUCCAGGAACCCCUGGUUCUCUGAGUUUUGGCAGUACCGUUUCCAGUGCCGCCUCGCAGGCCACCCACAGGAGAACAAGAACUACAAGAAAGUCUGCUCCGGUGAUCAUGGCAAUGAGAGUCUGCAUGACAACUAUGUUCAGGAUAGUAAAAUGGGAUUUGUCAUCAAUGCGAUCUAUGCCAUGGCUCAUGGCCUCCAUGAUAUGCACCAGGAGUUGUGCCCAGAGCAGCCGGGGCUCUGUGAGGCCAUGGAACCUAUCGAUGGCAGCAAGCUGCUGGACAGCCUGCUGAAGAUAUCCUUCAGAGGAGUCUCAGGAGAGGAGAUUUAUUUUGAUGAAAACGGAGACACCCCAGGAAGAUAUGACAUCAUGAAUCUACAGGGUGUGGGUGAUGAUCAUUAUGACUACCUAAAUGUGGGCUCCUGGCAUGAGGGCAUCUUAAGCAUCGAUGACUACAAGCUGUGGGUGAACAGCAGUGACAUGGUCCGCUCAGUCUGCAGUGAGCCCUGCUCCAAAGGACAGAUUAAGGUUAUUAGGAAGGGCGAGGUGAGCUGCUGCUGGAUCUGCACCACAUGCAAGGACAAUGAGUAUGUCCAGGAUGAGUUCACCUGCAAGGCAUGUGAUCUGGGAUGGUGGCCCAAUGAUGACCUGGAAGGCUGCCAGCCCCUGCCUCUGAAGAUUCUUGACUGGGCGGAUGUGGAAUCCAUGGUGGCAGUGGCUUUCUCCUGCAUGGGCAUCCUCAUCACUUCCUUUGUCACCUUUGUGUUCAUCCAGUACCGUGAUACACCUGUGGUAAAGUCCUCGAGCAGAGAACUCUGUUAUAUCAUCUUGGCAGGCAUCUUCAUGGGCUACAUUUGUCCAUUCACCUUAAUCGCCCGUCCUACAGUGGCCUCCUGCUACUUGCAGAGGCUCCUGGUGGGCCUUUCAUCUGCCAUGUGCUACUCUGCCCUGGUAACCAAAACUAAUCGCAUUGCCCGCAUCCUGGCAGGCAGCAAGAAGAAGAUCUGCACCAAGAAGCCCCGUUUCAUGAGCGCUUGGGCCCAGGUGGUCAUCGCCUUUAUGCUGAUCAGUUUGCAGCUAACUCUGGAGAUCACACUCAUCAUUCUGGAGCCUCCUGAACCCGUCAAGUCCUACCCGAGUAUACGUGAGGUCUUCCUCAUCUGUAAUACUAGCAACGUAGGCAUGGUGGCGCCACUGGGCUACAACGGCCUGCUAAUCAUGAGCUGCACCUACUAUGCCUUCAAGACGCGGAACGUCCCAGCCAACUUUAAUGAGGCUAAAUAUAUUGCCUUUACAAUGUACACUACCUGCAUUAUCUGGUUGGCCUUUGUGCCGAUCUAUUUCGGCUCAAACUACAAGAUCAUAACCACAUCCUUCUCCGUCAGCCUGAGUGUAACAGUGGCACUAGGGUGCAUGUUCACGCCUAAGAUGUACAUUAUCAUUGCGAAACCAGAGAGGAACGUCCGAAGUGCCUUCACCACAUCUGAUGUGGUGCGAAUGCAUGUUGGAGAUGGAAAGUCGGCUCAAUGCGGGACAAACAGCUUCCUUAAUAUCUUCCGCCGGAAGAAACCUGUGUCUGCCAAAGCCAAUUCUAAUGGCAAGUCUGUGUCAUGGUCUGAAUCAGGUGCAAGACACCCUCCGAGGGGAGGGAAUGUGUGGCACAGACUGUCUGUGCAUGUGAGGAAACAGGAAGCCGGCUUGAAUCAGACGGCGGUCAUCAGGCCCCUAACUAACACCGCCGACCCCCGCAGUUGUGCGCCUUCCACCUGCGACUUUGGCACAGAACCCCAUCCUCCCCGACAACCGCGCGGCGCUAAGCCUCUGUACAACCUGGUGGAGGAGGACGACGAGGGAGAUUCUCAGCGCCCUCUCUGGACCCUGACUUGCCCUGGACAGACGCAAGGGCUGGAGUCUAAUUUAGAUAGGCCGGCUUCUUAUUUGCCCCCUCACUUGAAGGGUAGCACCACAGAGCGCUUGCAGGGGGCUGUGGUGGACACACACAGCUCCUAUGUCCCUGCACUUAAUGAGCACACCGCCAGGGAGGCAAUCCCUGCUAAUGAGCCUUUGAGCUUGAACUCUUCGCAGCUUUUUUUGGCCCCACAAGUGGGGGUGUUUGAAGAAGAGGGGUCCGAGGAUGAGGAACUGGACCUCUUACACAGCUACAUUUAUGAUGCCAAGGAGGAGGGGGAGGACGGGGAAGGCGAGGAUUUAACUCAAUACAAGCCAACUCUGGAGGAUUCCCUAGCUCUGUCGCCCCCCUCCCCCUUCAGAGACUCUGUGUGUUCGGGGGAGUCUGUCAGCAACUCCCCCAUCAUGGAGUCGAUGCUCGGAAGCCCUUCGAGCUCAGUCUACACCUCAAACACCCUCCAAGACUUCGCACACAGCUCCUCAACACUGUGAGAGCAUAGCAGGUGCUGACACAUUCCCACUUACAGGUUCAUGCAAACACAAAUAUAUACAGAUACUGUACAACAUUCUUUUAUUAUCAUUUCAAAGUUUUUAGCAUUCAUCUUUUGCUCCGUCGUUUGGCUUGCUUGUGUGUACUACUCUGCUUUUACAAGUAAGGGUUUGAUCAAUAUUAUAAGUAGAGAAACACCAGGAAUCAUCCAUGAGUGCUCACAUUCCUGAAGGGCUGUCAGUGAUCAAAGCCUUUUUGUAAAAAAAUGUAAACUGGGAAGAGUGCCAAAACUAGUCAGCUCUCAUGCCAAAUUGUGAUGAAUUAAGCAACGCUGAGAAUCAUAAUGAAGGAUGUAGCUGUAGUUCUCAUAACGGCAGUGCAAUUAAAUGGUCUAGGAGAGACAAAUGGAAAGACAAACACACUUCAGUGUGUAUAUAAUCUAUGUGCACCGUAAGAUACAACCAGAUUCCAAACUGGCUCUUAGGACCGCAGUAGCUGAAGUGCAUUUCAUGCCAGUUUUGAUUAUCUCUGCUCCUCUCUGCUGCACACGUACAGGUCUGUUCAUGUGUGUAGCAGUCGCAGCUGCAUCGAAAAUUAUUCGCUUUUUGCCUUUUUUUCAUUAAUCAAUUUCACUUCAGCUUUCGCUGGUCUGACCUCAUCGCAAUUAAAGUAUACAAAGAUAUUAAUUAACAAAAAACGUGCAGUAAGUUGGUUGAUUAUUACUUUUAUGUGUUGCCAGAUGUGCAACAAAAUAUUAUCACUGAACUGAGAUUCUGCUGAAGACUCGCGCUGUAAGAUAUAUGACAUGGAUAUAAUGUGCCAAACAAAGUUGUUAUCAACCUACAUCUCUGCUUUCGAUUUUUACGAUGUAGCUGAUACAGGUUAGCGUGAUUGUAGAUGAUGGCGGUGUUGUUUAUUUAGUCUACACUCAAUCGUAACAAUGAGAACAAGUUUUAUGAGCAUGGGGCGUGAUAACAGAACUACUUUUGCUUUCCAUGUGGAUAUUUCUCAUGUUUUCUGAGUUUGCUGUGUCAUUGUAAUGAAAAACACAGUAUACUUGUACAAGUUCUCAAAGUUUGUAAUACUGUUAAGCCAUCUCUUGUUUUUCACACAGGUGGUAUGUUUGUAAUACUGAUAAAUGUUUCUAUAUUUGUGUCAACAGAAAAAAAAAGAGUUUAUACAUUUUGAAAAUGUCCUCAAAUACUUGUCAAAGAGCAGUGUGUUUGGUUUUUGGGUAACUUUUAAGCUAACUUGAUUGACUGUAUCCUCUUGAAAAUAUUCAGUUGUAAAGGUAACCGAUGAUUAGUUGCUUCUUGUAAUGAGAUUAUACAUGUUUCAAUUUUGCUUCAAUCUUGCAUUAUAAACAAGUAGUUUACUUGAGGUUAAGUUUCUUAGUUCUUUAUCUAUAAGAAUGCAAAAUUUAUUUCAAAGUACAAGACUAUACAGUACAUAGUGAAAUUGUAUUGUAUUUCCAAAUGUUUUUAGUCUAUUAUAGUGUAAGUUGUUAAAUUAUUUUAUCCAGUGUAAAAUAUAAGAGGGUGCCACCUGUUUAACACUGUCAAAUCUAGAGUGAAAUAGGCCUUUAUGUUUUGGGCAAGCUGAACAAUGCUGUAAAAUAAAAC